Molecule: messenger RNA, 3563 nt
Organism: Plutella xylostella (diamondback moth)
Lineage: Eukaryota; Metazoa; Arthropoda; Insecta; Lepidoptera; Plutellidae
Source: RefSeq, a predicted model, not a curated record
UUUGUCAUCCUCGGUCUCUGUGAAUUUUUUUGUUUGUGAUUUCCGUCUUACGCGAAUUUUAUGAUAACUUCUCACAAAAUCUUUUUACAAUUCGAAAUCAAGUGCCUAAAUAUUUUGGCAAUAUGCCAUAACAAUCAUUCUUUCGGAAAAUACUGGCAUAACAAGAAAGACUGCCGAACCAAGUGUCUUAUACCUACUCAGCUUCUGAAAUUUCUGUGCCUGCAAGCAAACCUUCCCGAGUCCGUGAAGGAUUUGGGAAGUGUUUACGUCCUAACUCAGCGUGCAAGGGCAAAAUACUGAUAUGAUAUGAUACUACAAUACUUACGUCACUCGCAAGCGCGAUUGUGUUCAGUCGAUCAUUGAGUAAAACAUGAAUCACCGCGUAAGCCAGGUUAAUUGAGGGUUCACUUGAAUUGAGCCGCGAUACGGGCGUCGUGUUGUCCUCGGUCGAAUGAGUGGACACGGAGUUGUAGACUAGUGCAGUGGUGACUAACGUGAUAAGGAGUGUGAGCUGUGUGAGUGAUUUAUUGUGGAUGCAAUGAUCGAGAGUGUGUCCCGACGUGCGUUCAGUAGCUCGAGCGGCACCUACAACGUGCGCGCCUCGGAGCUGGCGCGGGAGAGCAAACUCAAUAUUCUGAAUGUCACUGUGUACUUCCUGGACGAUACACAACACUGCUUUCAGAUUGAGAAAAAGGCUAAAGGUGUGCAGCUGCUAGAGCAAGUGUUCCACCACCUGGAGCUGGUGGAGAAGGACUACUUUGGCCUGCAGUACACGGAGAAUGGCUCGCCGCCAAGUGCCACCAACACAGAUGUCACUCGCUGGCUUGAUGCUAGUAAAUCAGUUAAGAAGCAGCUGUUGAGCAAUGCCCAGUUCUGGCUGGCAGUCAGAUUCUACCCUCCUGAGCCUUCAAGACUCGCCGAGGAGUUCACCCGAUACCUGCUCUGCCUGCAACUCAGGAAGUUUCUGUUGGAUGGCCGCAUGCAGGCACCAAAAAAUACUAUGCUGCUUCUAGCUUCCUUCACUGUUCAAGCGGAACUAGGAGACUAUAAUGUAUCAGAGCACCCACCAAACUACCUGUCAGAGCUCCGGCUGGUGCCGAAGCAGACCGCUGAAGAUGAGAGGAAGAUCAGUGAGCUGCACAAGCUACACAGAAACCAGUCCCCAGCCGAUGCUGAGGCCAACUUUCUAGAACACGCUAAGAGGCUUGACUGCUAUGGAGUAGAAUCACAUCCAGCUAAGGAUUGCAGUGGUAAAGACAUCUCGAUUGGGGUCACCUCAAUCGGUAUAGUUGUGUUCCAAAACAACAUCAGAAUCAACACAUUUUCUUGGGGGAAAAUUGUUAAGAUUUCAUUCAAAAGAAAACAGUUCUUUAUUCAGCUGAAACGAGAGCCUUCAGAAUCAUACGACACCGUCCUUGGCUUCAACAUGAGGUCGGGACGGUCAGCAAAAGCGCUAUGGAGAUGUAGCGUAGAACGACACGGCUUCUUCAGACUACGGGCGCCUAAACGUAGGCCCCUGUUGAGUGCUCUGGGCGCCCUGGCCGGCAUCGGGGCGCCUAGAGUGCCUAGGACUGAGAGCCAAGCGCUGGAAGAUGCUAGAAGAUCGCGCUCCGGUAAUAGGACUUUUGUUAGACGCAGCAGCUCGCGCCACCGCAGCCUCUCCUCAUCCGCCGCGUCGCCCGGACUGAGCGCCCUGCGCACCGCGCGCGUCACCACGCACCGCGACCCCCCCCCCGCGCGCCGCCUGGACCAAGCCCGCAGUCAGGUCAGUGACGUCACCGCCCCCCGCGACCCCCACCCGCGCGCCGCCUGGACCAAGCCCACAGUCAGUCAGGUCAGUGACGUCACCGCCCCCCGCGAACCCCCCCCCCCCCCCGCGCGCCGCCUGGACCAAGCCCGCAGUCAGGUCAGUGACGUCACCGCCCCCCGCGACCCCGCGCCGCGCGCCGCCUGGACCAAGCCCGCAGUCAGCGAAGGCGACUUCCUAGAGGCCCGACUGCGCGUCCCACUAACCUACGUCGACGACACUUCCUCCGCCUCCGAAGCGGAACCAGAACCCUCCCCCCCCGACUACCUCGAGCGGGCCUCCCCCCCUGACUACCUCCAGGGGCCGGAGUACAUGGUAGUGAGGUUAAGGGCGGGUCCGGAUGGCAAGUUUGGGUUGAAUGUGAGGGGUGGGAGGGGCGCGGCGGUGGUUUCUAGGGUCGCGCCGCAGGAGCCUAGCGCGACGCAUUCGCUUACUGAGGGUGAUCAGAUCAUAUCAAUAAACGGGGUAUCAGUGAUGGACCUGACGCACGAACAAGUCGUCAUGUUGAUACGAAACACGGUCGGGGUCCUCACUUUAGUAAUUAAGCCUAAUGCCGUAUACGACACCGAAGACACCACCGAAGAACCCACCGCCUGCUUCGUACCACUCGGAGCAGAACAAUACGAGGGAGACCCCACGGAGCAGUCCAUGCUGCUGCUGGGCGACUGCCUGGCGAGCGGCGCGGCGCUGCGGCAGUUCGACGCGCUGCCGCGGCGGCUGCUCGACGAGCCUAUUACUGCGAGCCGGCUGCCCGCGAAUGUGCCCGCUAAUAGAUACAGGGAUAUUGCGCCUUACGACAAGACCCGCGUGAUCCUCAAGAACGGCUCGCACGGCGACUACAUCAACGCAUCCUACAUCAACAUGGAGAUACCCAACUCGGAUCAAGUGCUCACGUAUAUCGCCACGCAAGGUCCCCUCCCGUCUACAAUAGGCGACUUCUGGCAGAUGGUGUGGGAGUCUGAGAGCAACCUUAUCGUGAUGCUGACUGUACUGACGGAGUUAGGUCGUGCUAAAUGCGCUCAGUACUGGGCCCGCGUGGGCGGCGACCUGCGCGCCACUAGCGACCUCACCGCGACCACCGCCAGCGAGCAGAACCACGGACACUACGUGCGCAGGCAGAUCACUCUCAAGCACACAGACGGCGCAUCCCGCGUGGUCACCCAGCUGCAGUACACGGCGUGGCCCGACCACGGCGUGCCGGACGACCGCGCCGCCUUCGUGCGCUUCACGCAGCUGUGCACGCGCCUGCGCCGCCCAGCGCUCCCGAAACCAGUCUGCGAGCUCGAAGGCGAAGACUCCAUCCUCGAGACGCCGAUGAUCGUGCACUGCUCGGCGGGCGUGGGGCGCACGGGCGCGCUGGUGCUGGCGGAGCUGGCGCUGGCGCUGCUGCGGCGCCGCCGCCCCUUCUACCCGCUGGACGCCGUGCGAGCCCUGCGGACCAUGCGCGCGCACGCCGUGCAGAACACCAGCCAAUACAAGUUUGUAUGCGAGAGCAUACUGAUGGCGUAUACGCAGGGACUGAUCGACGACGUACCCGACAGUGAUGACAACUCAUAGUGAGUGAGUGACUCAACCCUAUAGACUACCUAUUGUAAUGUAUUCGAGUGAAACGUAGUAGCGAGAAGAAGAAAUAUUUUCGUGGUAAGUUGUUUUAUACUAUGACGUCUUAGGAUAAUUUAAUUUCUGACUCGAUUAAUUAAUUUAUGCCAAGAAAAAGUGUGAAAGUUUGUGGCCACACGCCAAAUCGAAAAGUUAA